This is a messenger RNA of Spathaspora passalidarum NRRL Y-27907, 948 nucleotides long. It is a transcript of the gene YUH2, whose product is annotated as Yuh2p. The record is from RefSeq and is a predicted model, not a curated record. Gene Ontology annotation, biological process: ubiquitin-dependent protein catabolic process; protein deubiquitination. The coding region runs from base 1 to 948 and encodes 315 amino acids. Gene Ontology annotation, cellular component: cytoplasm. Gene Ontology annotation, molecular function: cysteine-type deubiquitinase activity. The transcript is spliced from 2 exons. Lineage: Eukaryota; Fungi; Ascomycota; Pichiomycetes; Serinales; Debaryomycetaceae.
AUGUCUGAAGGAGGUUGGAACACAAUUGAUUCCGAUGCAGGAGUCUUUACUGAAUUGGUAGAAAAACUCGGAGUUCAAGAUGUAGAAUUCAACGAUCUUUAUGUGAUUGACACCGACUCCCUUGCUACACUACAACCAGUACAUGGAGUCAUAUUCCUUUUCAAAUACGGAAAACUUUAUAGACAAUAUGCCAGUGAUGGGAAUAAACCCUUGGAUGGAACUUAUGAUAAUGAUUAUUUAGAGCAUGAUAUCUUCUUUGCUCAACAGACCAUCAACAAUGCCUGUGCCACCCAGGCCGCAUUGAAUGUGCUCUUUAAUGUGGAUGGAAUAGACUUGGGUGAAGAAUUAUCCAAUUUCAGAUCGUUUGUUACGGGAUUUGACAGUUUUAUGAUUGGUGAGACUAUUUCCAAUAGUGAUUUGAUCAGAUCGGUACAUAAUUCCUUUUCUACACCAAGUAUGUUUGUCGAUGAGGAUAAACCGCAGCCACCAUCAGAUUAUGAAAGUGAUUCGUUGUUUCAUUUUGUUGGGUACGUUUACAAACUGGGACGUAUAUAUGAAUUGGACGGAUUAAAAUCGUAUCCGAUAAUCCAUGAAGAGUGUAGUUCCCAGCAAGAAUUUAUUGAGAAAUUGCCAGGUGUAAUUCAAAGAAGAAUUGCCAAGCAUGGAGAAAACGAGUUAAGGUUUUCUUUAUUGGCUGUGACCAAUAACAAGUUGGAGCAAGCAAGAACAAUAGGUGAUGAAUCUGAAGUUCAUCAUCAAUUGCACAAACGAGAAGUCUGGUCACACGAGAAUGAAUUGAGAAAACACGAUUACACUGGACUCAUCGUAGAGUUGUUAAAGAAUAUAAGCAAGAACAAGACAGAUGAAGAAUGGGAAGAAUUGUUGAAAAAGGGAAGAAAACAUACUCAACAAUUAAUCCAACAACGAAUUGCAAAAUCACAAUUAUAG